AAGCACCUAGGCAUGCAGACUGCUUCUACUAACAUUUGUGAAAAAAUGGGUCACUCUCAGGAGCUCAAUGAAUUCAAGCGUGGUACCGUGAUGGGUUGCCACCUGUGCAAUAAGUCCAUCCGUGAAAUUUCCUUGCUACUAAAUAUUCCACAUCAACUGUUAAUGGGAUUAUAAAAAAGUGGAAGCAACUGGGAACAAGAGCAACACAGCUAUGAAGUGGUAGGCCACGUAAAAUGACAGAGUGGGGUCAGCGUAUGCUGAAGCGUACAGUGCGCAGAAGUUCCAACUGUCUGUAGAGUCAAUAGCUAAAAACCUCUAAAUUGUAGAGUGGUGCAAAUCAGGACAACAACAGGGUGGAGUAAGAUAUCUAGGAAAUCGGUGCCUUUUGAACUGUAUCCAA
Molecule: messenger RNA, 400 nt
Organism: Staurois parvus
Lineage: Eukaryota; Metazoa; Chordata; Amphibia; Anura; Ranidae
Source: the annotation of a GenBank genome assembly